AUGGAAGGCGAUCAAAACACAUCCGGUUUCACUUUGGUCACAAGGAAGCCUUGCUUCGGUCUCCAAGCUUGCCCUAAUUGCCUCCCCGCUUACAUAUACCUGAAACUAGCCCAGCUUCCUUUUCAACUUGCAUUCAAUUCCACCUUCCCUGAUUCAUAUGAGCUGCCCUACUUUGAAACUGGGACAUAUGUUGCAUACAACAAUGAAGAUGGAGGUGUGAUUGAGAAGCUGAAGAAAGAUGGGGUUGUGAAUCUUGACUCUCAGCUUCAGUCUCAUCCGGAUUAUCUCUCCUUGAAGGCACUUAUUUUGUCUUGGCUUGAAGAAGCGCUUGCUUAUGAAAUGUGGGUUGGUACGGAGGGAGUAUCUGCGUGGAAGAUCUACUACGCGGAUCUUCCUUGGGUGAUCAACAAGGUCCUGUUUUAUAAGCAGACUAACAUGGCCAAGACCCGUUUAGGAAUCACCAAAGAAAACACAGAGGAAGGAGAGAAACAGAUAUACAAGAAGGCAAGUGAUGCAUAUGAAGUUUUGUCGACUAGGUUAGGUGAGCAGAAGUUUCUUUCUGAAGACAGGCCAUUGAGUUUGGAAGCUUUCUUUCUAUCACACAUACUUUUUACAAUCCAAGUGUUACCGGAAACAUCAAAGCUUCGGUGCAAACUUCUGGAACAUGGUAAUCUUGUCAGAUAUGCUGAGAAACUCAAGUUAUAUUUCCUUGAAGCCUCUUCAUCAUCUUUGCCCCCACUUCACUCAUUCCCUUCCUCAUUUUCAAAAAAGGGUUCGAAGGAAAAUAGCAAACCAAAGGCUGAAAAGACUGAAGAGGAGAAAAAAUUCAAGAAAAGAGCAAAGUUCUUCCAAGCUGCUCAGUUUCUAGCCGUCGGUAUUUACUUAUCUGUGAUGGGAGGAGUUAGUAAUGAUGAACUGGAGUAUGAAGAUGAUGAUUAG
Molecule: messenger RNA, 939 nt
Organism: Eruca vesicaria subsp. sativa (arugula)
Lineage: Eukaryota; Viridiplantae; Streptophyta; Magnoliopsida; Brassicales; Brassicaceae
Source: the annotation of a GenBank genome assembly